UCUGAUUGAAAGAUGGUGGAUGUGAUGUCAGAGUUCGGGGCAGCUGCCCCGUUCUUACGAAAGUCAGACAAGGAGCGUCUGGAGGCCCAAACUCGCCCCUUUGACAUGAAGAAAGAAUGCUUUGUGCCCGACCCUGCGGUUGAGUACGUCAAGGCCUCCAUCACCAGUAGAGACGGUGACAAAGUCACUGUUGACACUGAAUUCGGGAAGACAGUAAUUGUGAAGGAGGUUGAUAUUCACCCCCAGAACCCGCCAAAGUUUGAUAAAAUUGAGGACAUGGUGAUGUUCACCUUCCUGCACGAGCCCGCUGUGCUGUUUAACCUCAAAGAGCGUUACGCAGCCUGGAUGAUCUACACCUACUCUGGGCUCUUCUGUGUCACUGUGAACCCCUACAAGUUUUUGCCAGUGUACAACCAGGAAGUCGUCAAUGCCUAUAGAGGAAAGAAACGAAAUGAGGCCCCUCCACACAUCUUCUCCAUCUCAGACAAUGCCUACCAGUACAUGCUGUCAGACAGAGAAAACCAGUCUGUCCUGAUCACUGGAGAAUCCGGUGCUGGAAAGACUGUGAACACUAAAAAAGUAAUCCAGUACUUUGCGAGCAUUGCAGCAGGAUCAACUGGCAAGAAGGAUCCAUCAAUGGAGAAAAAGGGUACUCUGGAGGAUCAAAUCAUCCAGUGUAAUCCUGCUCUGGAGGCUUUCGGUAACGCCAAGACCAUCAGAAAUGACAACUCCUCCAGAUUUGGUAAAUUUAUCCGUAUACAUUUUGGCCACAGUGGAAAGUUAGCUUCUGCUGACAUUGAGACUUAUCUGCUGGAGAAGUCUCGUGUCACUUUUCAGCUCAAGGCUGAGAGAGACUACCACAUCUUCUAUCAGAUUCUGUCCCAGAGAAGACCAGAACUGCUGGAGAUGCUGCUCAUCACCAACAACCCCUAUGACUACGCCUUUAUCUCCCAAGGAGAAACACAAGUGGCAUCUAUUGAUGACGGUGACGAGCUGCAGGCCACUGAUGAAGCGUUCGAUGUGUUGGGCUUCACCCAGGAAGAGCAGAACAGCAUUUACAAGCUGACUGGUUCCGUCAUGCACUUUGGCAACAUGAAGUUCAAACAGAAGCAAAGAGAGGAACAGGCCGAGGCUGAUGGGACUGAGGAUGCUGACAAAAUCUCAUAUCUGAUGGGCCUAAAUUCAGCUGACUUGAUCAAGGGUUUGUGCCACCCAAGAGUCAAAGUAGGAAAUGAGUGGGUCACUAAGGGACAGAGUGUCCAGCAGGUGUACUACUCUAUUGGUGCUCUGGCAAAGUCAGUGUACGAGAAGAUGUUCCUCUGGAUGGUUGUGAGAAUCAACCAAUCCCUGGCCACCAAACAGCCUCGCCAGUAUUUCAUUGGUGUGCUGGACAUUGCUGGAUUUGAGAUCUUUGAUUCCAACACCUUUGAGCAGCUGUGCAUCAACUUCACUAAUGAGAAGUUGCAGCAGUUCUUCAACCACCACAUGUUUGUGCUGGAGCAAGAGGAAUACAAGAAGGAGGGCAUUGAGUGGGUGUUUAUUGACUUCGGCAUGGACUUGGCAGCAUGUAUUGAGCUUAUUGAGAAGCCCAUGGGUAUCAUGUCCAUCCUUGAAGAGGAGUGCAUGUUCCCGAAAGCCAGUGAUGCAACAUUUAAAGCUAAGCUUUAUGACAACCAUAUGGGGAAAAAUCCAAACUUCCAGAAGCCUAGGAUAAUCAAGGGUAAACCAGAGGCCCAUUUUGGCCUCGUUCACUAUGCUGGUACUGUGGACUACAACAUUUCAAACUGGCUGGUGAAGAACAAAGACCCUCUCAAUGAGACGGUUGUAGGGUUUUUCCAGAAGUCAACUCUUAAGCUGUUGCCUGUUCUGUUUGCUAAUUUCGCUACUGAUGACUCAGCUGCGGAUUCUGGAGGAAAGGCUGCCAAAGGUAGCAAAAAGAAGGGUUCUUCCUUCCAGACGGUGUCAGCCCUUCAUAGGGAGAACUUGAACAAGCUGAUGACCAACUUGAGGUCAACUCACCCUCACUUUGUGCGCUGCCUCAUCCCCAAUGAGAGCAAGACUCCUGGGGCGAUGGAGAAUCCUCUGGUCAUGCACCAGCUGCGCUGUAACGGUGUGCUGGAGGGCAUCAGGAUCUGCAGAAAGGGAUUCCCCAACAGGAUCCUGUAUGGAGAUUUCAAACAACGAUACCGCAUCCUAAAUCCUGCUGCUAUCCCUGAGGGACAGUUCAUUGAUAACAAGAAGGGUGCAGAAAAACUUCUGGGCUCUCUGGACAUCGAUCACGAACAGUACAAGUUAGGACAUACUAAGGUCUUUUUUAAGGCUGGUCUUCUGGGUGCUCUUGAAGAGAUGCGAGAUGACCGUCUUGCACUUAUUAUAACUGGAAUUCAGUCCAUGUCUCGUGGUUUUCUAUCAAGAGAUGAGUUCCAGAAAAUUGUGGAAAGAAGAGAUUCUCUGUUGGUGAUUCAGUGGAAUGUACGUGCUUUCAUGGGUGUCAAGAAUUGGCCCUGGAUGAAGCUCUACUUCAAGAUCAAGCCUCUGCUGAAAAGUGCAGAGUCCGAGAAAGAAAUGGCCAACAUGAAGGAGGAAUUCACCAAGUUGAAGGAGGCUUAUGCCAAAUCUGAAGCCCGCAGAAAGGAGCUUGAGGAAAAGAUGGUUUCUCUUAUCCAAGAAAAGAAUGACCUGCAGCUUUUAGCACAGUCUGAGCAAGAUAAUCUUACAGAUGCUGAGGAGAGAUGUGAGGGUCUGAUCAAGAGCAAGAUCCAGCUUGAGGCCAAAGUCAAAGAAAUGACGGAGAGACUGGAGGAUGAAGAUGAAAUGAAUGCUGAGCUGACUGCAAAGAAACGAAAGCUGGAGGAUGAAUGCUCUGAGCUCAAGAAGGACAUUGAUGAUCUUGAGCUCACUCUGGCCAAAGUGGAGAAAGAGAAACAUGCCACUGAGAACAAGGUUAAAAACCUGACAGAAGAGAUGGCAGCUUUGGAUGAGAUCAUCGCUAAGCUGACCAAGGAGAAGAAAGCUCUUCAGGAGGCCCAUCAGCAAACGCUGGAUGACCUCCAGAGUGAGGAAGACAAAGUCAACACACUCACCAAAGCAAAAACCAAACUGGAGCAACAAGUGGAUGAUCUUGAAGGUUCUCUGGAACAAGAAAAGAAAAUUCGCAUGGAUCUUGAGAGAGCUAAAAGAAAGCUUGAGGGUGACUUGAAGUUGACUCAAGAGAAUGUGAUGGAUUUGGAAAAUGAUAAGCAGCAGGCGGAAGAGCGGCUAAAGAAAAAAGACUUUGAAAUAAGCCAGCUCAAUAGCAAGAUUGAAGACGGACAAGCUUUGGAGUGCCAACUCCAGAAAAAACUGAAAGAGUUGCAGGCCCGAAUUGAAGAGCUUGAGGAAGAACUAGAGGCUGAGAGAGCUGCCCGUGCUAAAGUUGAGAAACAGAGAGCUGAUCUGUCCAGAGAACUGGAGGACAUCAGUGAGAGGUUGGAGGAGGCUGGUGGAGCCACUGCUGCCCAGAUUGAGAUGAACAAGAAACGUGAAGCUGAGUUCCAGAAACUGCGCAGAGACCUUGAAGAGGCCACUCUACAACAUGAGUCCACUGCGGCUGCACUGAGGAAGAAACAUGCAGACAGUGUGGCUGAUCUGGGGGAGCAGAUUGACAACCUCCAGAGAGUGAAGCAGAAGCUGGAGAAAGAGAAGAGUGAACUCAGACUGGAACUGGACGAUGUGGUCUCCAACAUGGAGCAGCUUGCAAAGGCAAAGGCAAACCUGGAGAAAAUGUGCAGAACUCUGGAAGACCAGAUGAGUGAGUACAGAACCAAGGCUGAGGAAGGUCAGCGCACAAUCAAUGAUUUCACCAUGCAGAAAGCCAAGCUGCAAACUGAAAAUGGUGAACUUGCCAGACAGUUUGAGGAGAAAGACUCCCUGGUGACUCAGUUAACCAGAGGCAAACAAUCCAACACUCAGCAAAUUGAAGACCUCAAGAGACAGCUCGAAGAAGAAAUCAAGGCUAAGAAUGCCCUGGCCCAUGCAGUUCAGUCUGCUCGUCAUGAUGCUGAUCUGCUGAGGGAGCAAUAUGAAGAGGAGCAAGAAGCCAAGGCUGAACUGCAGCGUAGUCUGUCCAAGGCAAACUCUGAAGUGGCUCAGUGGAGAACCAAGUAUGAAACUGAUGCCAUCCAGAGGACUGAGGAGCUGGAGGAAGCAAAGAAAAAGCUGACUCAGCGUCUGCAAGAUGCAGAAGAAGCUGUGGAAGCUGUUAAUGCUAAAUGCUCCUCUCUGGAAAAGACCAAGCACAGGCUGCAGAAUGAGAUUGAAGAUCUCAUGGUGGAUGUGGAGAGAUCCAAUGCUGCUGCUGCUGCUCUGGACAAGAAGCAAAGAAACUUUGAUAAAGUCCUGGCUGAGUGGAAGCAGAAGUAUGAGGAGUCCCAAACUGAACUGGAAAGUGCCCAAAAAGAAGCUAGAUCUCUAAGCACUGAACUCUUUAAAUUGAAAAACUCGUAUGAGGAGUCAUUGGACCACCUGGAGAGCAUGAAGAGGGAGAACAAGAAUCUCCAAGAGGAAAUUUCUGACCUCACUGAGCAACUUGGUGAGAGUGGGAAGAAUAUUCAUGAGCUGGAGAAACUGCGAAAACAACUGGAGCAGGAGAAACAAGAGAUACAAACUGCUCUCGAAGAGGCUGAGGGUUCCCUUGAACACGAGGAAGGCAAGAUACUUAGAGCUCAGCUGGAGUUCAAUCAGGUCAAAGCUGAUAUUGAACGUAAGCUGACAGAGAAAGAUGAAGAGAUGGAGCAGGCCAAGAGGAACCAGCAGAGAGUGGUGGAUACCCUGCAAAGCUCACUGGAAUCAGAGACUCGCAGCAGGAAUGAAGCUCUCAGACUGAAGAAGAAGAUGGAGGGAGACCUCAAUGAGAUGGAGAUUCAGCUCAGCCAGGCUAACAGACAGGCAUCAGAAGCCCAGAAGCAACUCAAGGGUCUUCAUGGACAUCUCAAAGAUGCCCAACUGCAACUAGAUGACGCUCUUCGUGGUAAUGAUGAUCUCAAAGAGAACUUCGCCAUUGUGGAGAGACGCAACAAUCUGCUGCAGGCUGAACUGGAUGAGUUGAGAUCCAUGGUGGAACAAACUGAGAGAGGAAGGAAACUGGCUGAGCAGGAACUGCUGGAUGUCAGUGAGAGAGUUCAGCUCCUGCAUGCCCAGAACACCAGCCUGCUGAAUCAGAAGAAGAAGCUGGAGGGAGAUAAUACUCAGCUUCAGACUGAGUUUGAGGAGGCAGUGCAGGAGUGCAGGAAUGCUGAGGAAAAAGCCAAAAAGGCCAUCACUGAUGCUGCCAUGAUGGCAGAGGAGCUGAAGAAGGAGCAGGACACCAGUGCUCAUCUGGAGCGCAUGAAGAAGAACAUGGAGCAGACCAUCAAGGACCUGCAGCACCGUCUGGAUGAGGCUGAGCAGAUCGCCAUGAAGGGAGGCAAGAAGCAGGUCCAGAAACUGGAAGCCAGAGUGAGAGAGCUGGAAAGUGAGGUGGAGAUAGAACAGAGAAAGGCCAGUGACUCGGUCAAGGGGAUUCGUAAAUAUGAGAGACGUAUCAAGGAGCUCACCUACCAGACUGAGGAAGACCGAAAGAAUCUGGCUCGCCUGCAGGAUCUGGUGGACAAACUCCAGCUGAAGGUCAAAUCCUACAAGAGAUCUGCUGAGGUGGCGGAAGAACAAUCCAAUUCCAAUCUGGGCAAGUUCCGUAAGAUACAGCAUGAGCUGGAUGAGGCAGAGGAGAGGGCUGAUAUUGCUGAAUCUCAGGUCAACAAGCUGAGAGCCAAGACUCGUGAUACAGGAUCAAAUAAAAAGCCUCAUCAUCUCUGUUGCGUGCCGGAAGGCACUGCUCGGCUGGAAUACGGAGUCCUUCAGGAGCACAGUGACCUGACCCCUAUAGAAGGAGUCGUCAACAGUCUCUGGUAUCUCAACAUUGAGAUCCCUCACAGAGAUGAAUUCGGACAGGUGGGCGACCCCAUGACGUCGUUCAUCAGCUGCAGUUAUCUGCUCAAGUUCCAUGUUCAGCUCAUCAAAGAAAGUGUCAAAGAUUUCAAAAUGGGUGACGCCGUAAUGGCAGAGUUCGGGUCAGCUGCUUCAUUCUUACGAAAGUCAGACAAGGAGCGUCUGGAGGCCCAAACUCGCCCCUUCGACAUGAAGAAGGAAUGCUUUGUGCCCGACCCUGAGGUUGAGUAUGUCAAAGCCUCCAUCAUCAGUAGAGAUGGUGACAAAGUCACUGUUGACACUGAAUUUGGAAAGACAGUUACUGUGAAGGACGUUGAUGUUCACCCCCAGAACCCGCCAAAGUACGAUAAAAUUGAGGACAUGGCGAUGUUCACCUUCCUGCACGAGCCCGCUGUGCUGUUUAACCUCAAAGAGCGUUACGCAGCCUGGAUGAUCUACACCUAUUCAGGGCUGUUCUGUGUCACUGUCAACCCAUACAAGUGGCUGCCAGUGUACGAUUCCUCUGUGGUCAAAGCCUACAGAGGCAAGAAAAGGACUGAAGCUCCUCCUCACAUCUUCUCCAUCUCUGACAAUGCAUAUCAGUACAUGCUGUCAGACAGAGAGAACCAGUCUGUUCUGAUCACUGGAGAAUCCGGUGCUGGAAAGACUGUGAACACCAAGAGAGUAAUCCAGUAUUUUGCCAGUAUUGCUGCUGUAAGUGGGAAAAAGGAUGCAGCUUCUGAGAAAAAGGGUACCCUGGAGGAUCAAAUCAUCCAAGCCAAUCCUGCCCUGGAGGCCUUUGGCAAUGCCAAGACCAUCAGGAAUGACAAUUCCUCCCGAUUCGGUAAAUUCAUCCGAAUUCACUUUGGUGUGAGUGGAAAAUUGUCUUCCGCAGAUAUUGAGACUUAUCUGCUGGAGAAGUCGCGUGUCACUUAUCAGCUCAAGGCUGAGAGAGACUACCACAUCUUCUAUCAGAUUCUGUCUCAGAAGAAACCAGAACUGCUGGAGAUGCUGCUCAUCACAAACAACCCCUAUGACUACUCUUACAUAUCCCAAGGAGAAACACAAGUGGCAUCUAUUGAUGAUGCUGAAGAGCUGAUUGCCACUGAUGAAGCCUUCGAUGUUCUGGGCUUCACUCCAGAUGAAAAGUCUGGCAUCUACAAGCUGACUGGUGCCGUCAUGCACUACGGCAACAUGAAGUUCAAGCAAAAGCAAAGAGAGGAACAGGCCGAAGCUGAUGGGACUGAAGAUGCUGACAAAGUUGCAUAUCUGAUGGGCCUGAACUCUGCUGAUCUCCUCAAGGGUCUGUGCCACCCAAGAGUCAAAGUUGGAAAUGAGUGGGUCACCAAGGGACAGAGUGUCCAGCAGGUGUACUACUCUAUUGGUGCUCUGGCAAAGUCUGUGUACGAGAAGAUGUUCCUCUGGAUGGUUGUGAGAAUCAACCAAUCCCUGGACACCAAACAGCCUCGCCAGUACUUCAUUGGUGUGCUGGACAUAGCUGGAUUUGAGAUCUUUGAUUUCAACACCUUUGAGCAGCUGUGCAUCAACUUCACUAAUGAGAAGUUGCAGCAGUUCUUCAACCACCACAUGUUUGUGCUGGAGCAAGAGGAAUACAAGAAGGAGGGCAUUGACUGGGAGUUUAUUGACUUUGGCAUGGACUUGGCAGCAUGCAUUGAGCUUAUUGAGAAGCCCAUGGGUAUCAUGUCCAUCCUUGAAGAGGAGUGCAUGUUCCCGAAAGCCAGUGAUGCAACAUUUAAAGCUAAGCUUUAUGACAACCACUUGGGGAAAAAUCCUUCUUUCCAAAAGCCUAGGAUUGUCAAGGGUAGACCAGAGGCCCAUUUUGCCCUCGGUCACUAUGCUGGCACUGUGGACUACAACAUUUCAAACUGGCUGGUGAAGAACAAGGACCCUCUCAAUGAGACUGUGGUCGGACUUUUCCAAAAGUCUACCGUGAAGCUGUUGUCUGUUCUGUUUGCUGGAUAUUCAGGGGCUGACGCAACUCAAGACGCUAAAGGUAAAGGUGCUAAAAAGAAGGGUUCUUCUUUCCAAACUGUUUCAGCCCUCCAUAGGGAGAACUUGAACAAGCUGAUGACCAACUUAAGGUCAACUCACCCUCACUUUGUGCGCUGCCUCAUCCCCAAUGAGACUAAGACUCCUGGGGCGAUGGAGAAUCCUCUGGUCAUGCACCAGCUGCGCUGUAACGGUGUGCUGGAGGGCAUCAGGAUCUGCAGAAAGGGAUUCCCCAACAGGGUCCAGUAUGGAGAUUUCAAACAACGAUAUCGCAUCCUUAAUCCUGCUGCUAUCCCUGAGGGACAGUUCAUUGAUAACAAGAAGGGUGCAGAAAAACUUCUGGGCUCUCUGGACAUCGAUCACACCCAGUACAAGUUAGGACAUACAAAGGUGUUUUUUAAAGCUGGUCUUCUGGGAACUCUUGAAGAGAUGCGAGAUGACCGUCUUGCACUUAUUAUAACUGGAAUUCAGUCCAGGGCUCGUGGUUUUCUAUCAAGACUUGAGUUCCAGAAAAUUGUGGAAAGAAGAGAUUCUCUGUUGGUGAUACAGUGGAACAUACGUGCUUUCAUGGGUGUCAAGAAUUGGCCCUGGAUGAAGCUCUACUUCAAGAUCAAGCCUCUGCUGAAAAGUGCAGAGACUGAGAAAGAAAUGGCCAACAUGAAGGAAGAAUUCACCAAGUUGAAGGAGGCUUAUGCCAAAUCUGAAGCCCGCAGAAAGGAGCUUGAGGAAAAGAUGGUUUCUCUUCUCCAAGAGAAGAACGACCUACAGCUUUCAGUGCAGUCUGAGCAAGAUAAUCUUACAGAUGCUGAGGAGAGAUGUGAGGGUCUGAUCAAGAGCAAGAUCCAGCUUGAGGCCAAAGUCAAGGAGCUGACUGAGAGGCUGGAGGAUGAAGAGGAGAUGAAUGCAGAGUUGGUUGCAAAGAAACGAAAGCUGGAGGAUGAAUGCUCUGAGCUCAAGAAGGACAUUGAUGAUCUUGAGCUCACUCUGGCCAAAGUAGAGAAAGAGAAACAUGCCACUGAGAACAAGGUUAAAAACCUCACUGAGGAAAUGACAGCACUGGAUGAAAUCAUCGCUAAGCUGACUAAGGAGAAGAAAGCUCUUCAGGAGGCUCAUCAGCAAACGCUGGAUGACCUCCAGAGUGAGGAAGACAAAGUCAACACACUCACCAAAGCCAAAGCCAAGCUGGAGCAACAAGUGGAUGAUCUUGAGGGAUCCUUGGAGCAAGAAAAGAAACUGCGCAUGGACCUUGAGAGGGCGAAGAGAAAGCUGGAGGGUGAUUUAAAAUUGACCCAAGAGAGCAUUAUGGAUUUGGAAAAUGAUAAACAGCAAAUGGAGGAGAAGCUAAAGAAGAAGGACUUUGAAACUGGACAGCUCAACAGCAAAAUUGAGGAUGAACAAGCUCUUGGUGCCCAGCUCCAGAAGAAACUGAAGGAACUGCAGGCUCGUAUUGAAGAGCUUGAGGAAGAGCUGGAGGCUGAGAGAGCUGCUCGUGCUAAAGUUGAGAAACAGAGAGCUGAUCUGUCCAGAGAACUGGAGGAGAUCAGUGAGAGGUUGGAGGAGGCUGGUGGAGCCACUGCUGCCCAGAUUGAGAUGAACAAAAAACGUGAAGCUGAGUUCCAGAAACUGCGCAGAGACCUUGAAGAGGCCACUCUGCAUCAUGAAUCCACUGCAGCUACACUGAGGAAGAAACAUGCAGACAGUGUGGCUGAUCUGGGGGAGCAAAUCGACAACCUCCAGAGAGUGAAGCAGAAGCUGGAGAAAGAGAAGAGUGAACUGAAGUUAGAGCUUGAUGAUGUGGUCUCCAACAUGGAACAAGUUGUCAAGUCAAAGAGCAACCUGGAGAAAAUGUGCAGAACUCUGGAAGACCAGAUGAGUGAGUACAGAACCAAGGCUGAGGAAGGUCAGCGCACUAUCAAUGAUUUCACCAUGCAGAAAGCCAAGCUGCAAACUGAGAAUGGUGAACUCUCCAGACAGCUUGAGGAGAAAGACUCCCUAGUGUCUCAGUUGACCAGAGGCAAGCAGUCCUACACUCAGCAAAUUGAAGACCUCAAGAGACAACUCGAGGAGGAAAUCAAGGCUAAGAAUGCCCUGGCCCAUGCAGUUCAGUCUGCUCGUCAUGAUUCUGAUCUGCUGAGGGAGCAAUAUGAAGAGGAGCAAGAAGCCAAGGCUGAGCUACAGCGUAGUAUGUCCAAAGCAAACACUGAAGUGGCUCAGUGGAGAACCAAGUAUGAAACUGAUGCCAUCCAGAGAACUGAGGAGCUGGAAGAUGCUAAAAAGAAAUUGGCUCAGCGUCUGCAAGAUGCAGAAGAAGCUGUGGAAGCUGUCAAUGCUAAAUGCUCCUCUCUGGAGAAGACCAAGCACAGGCUGCAGAAUGAGAUUGAAGAUCUCAUGGUGGAUGUGGAGAGAUCCAAUGCUGCUGCUGCUGUUCUGGACAAGAAGCAAAGAAACUUUGACAAGGUUUUGGCUGAGUGGAAGCAGAAGUAUGAGGAGUCUCAAACUGAACUAGAAAGUGCCCAGAAGGAGUCUAGAUCUCAGAGCACUGAACUCUUCAAAUUGAAGAACUCAUAUGAAGAAGUCCUGGAUCAUCUUGAGACCAUGAAGAGAGAGAACAAGAACCUUCAAGAGGAAAUUUCUGACCUCACUGAGCAACUUGGAGAGACAGGAAAAAGCAUCCAUGAGUUGGAGAAAAUUAGGAAGCAGCUGGAGCAGGAAAAAGCAGAAAUCCAGACAGCCUUGGAGGAAGCUGAGGGCUCCCUUGAACACGAGGAAGGAAAGAUUUUGAGAGCUCAACUGGAGUUUAAUCAAGUAAAAGCUGAUAUUGAACGUAAGCUGACGGAGAAAGAUGAAGAGAUGGAGCAGGCCAAGAGGAACCAGCAGAGAGUGGUGGAUACCCUGCAGAGCUCACUGGAAUCAGAGACUCGUAGCAGGAAUGAAGCUCUCAGACUGAAGAAGAAGAUGGAGGGAGACCUCAAUGAGAUGGAGAUUCAGCUCAGUCAGGCUAACAGACAGGCAUCAGAAGCCCAGAAGCAACUCAAGGGUCUUCAUGGACAUCUCAAAGAUGCCCAACUGCAACUAGAUGACGCUCUUCGUGGUAAUGAUGAUUUUAAAGAAAACAUCGCCAUUGUGGAGAGACGCAACAAUCUGCUGCAGGCUGAACUGGAUGAGCUGAGAUCCAUGGUGGAACAAACUGAGAGAGGAAGGAAACUGGCUGAGCAGGAACUGCUGGAUGUCAGUGAGAGAGUUCAGCUCCUGCAUUCUCAGAAUACCAGCCUACUGAAUCAGAAGAAGAAGCUGGAGGGAGAUAAUUCUCAGCUUCAGACUGAGGUUGAGGAGGCAGUGCAGGAGUGCAGGAAUGCUGAGGAAAAAGCCAAGAAGGCCAUCACUGAUGCUGCCAUGAUGGCAGAGGAGCUGAAGAAGGAGCAGGACACCAGUGCUCAUCUGGAGCGCAUGAAGAAGAACAUGGAGCAGACCAUCAAGGACCUGCAGCACCGUCUGGAUGAGGCUGAGCAGAUCGCCAUGAAGGGAGGCAAGAAGCAGGUCCAGAAACUGGAGGCCAGGGUGAGGGAUUUGGAAAAUGAGGUGGAGCUUGAACAGAGAAAGGCGAGCGAGUCUGUGAAAGGAGUCCGUAAAUAUGAGAGACGCAUCAAGGAGCUCACCUACCAGACUGAGGAGGACCGUAAGAAUCUGGCUCGCCUGCAGGAUCUGGUGGACAAACUCCAGCUGAAGGUCAAGUCCUACAAGAGAUCUGCUGAGGAAGCUGAGGAACAGUCCAAUGUUAAUCUGGGCAAGUUCCGUAAGAUACAGCAUGAGCUGGAUGAGGCAGAGGAGAGGGCUGAUAUUGCUGAAUCUCAGGUCAACAAACUUAGAGCCAAAAGUCGUGAUUCAGGUUCCAAGAAAGGACACGAUGAAGAGUAAUUCUCCACUAUAAUUCUGCGUGCUGUGAAGCCAUGUUCAUGUGCUGGUUCUGAUGUAGCAUUAAAAACUGCAAUUAUGAA
Molecule: messenger RNA, 11948 nt
Organism: Rhinichthys klamathensis goyatoka
Lineage: Eukaryota; Metazoa; Chordata; Actinopteri; Cypriniformes; Leuciscidae
Exons: 75
Coding region: 13-11868 (3951 amino acids)
Cellular component (GO): myosin complex
Molecular function (GO): actin filament binding; cytoskeletal motor activity; ATP binding
Source: RefSeq, a predicted model, not a curated record